Molecule: messenger RNA, 3158 nt
Organism: Artibeus jamaicensis (Jamaican fruit-eating bat)
Lineage: Eukaryota; Metazoa; Chordata; Mammalia; Chiroptera; Phyllostomidae
Gene: UBIAD1
Product: UbiA prenyltransferase domain containing 1
Exons: 2
Coding region: 308-1318 (336 amino acids)
Biological process (GO): menaquinone biosynthetic process; vitamin K biosynthetic process
Cellular component (GO): endoplasmic reticulum; Golgi membrane
Molecular function (GO): prenyltransferase activity
Source: RefSeq, a predicted model, not a curated record
GGAGCCCCAGGAGCCCCAGGAGCCCCGGGGAGACGGCCACCUGUCCGCCUUGGGUUCUAGUUCUGGGCCGGGGUCCGGAGACAGGCUUCGCCCAAGUGACAGGAAGCUCGAACGGUGCUACUGUGCCUCGUGAGGUGCCAGGCCCGAUUGGUACUGCCCCGGGGCCGGCUGCCUUCUCCGCCCUGCCUGGGGGCGGAACCAGAGGAAGGUCAGAACCGGCCGCCCCGCCCCGUCCCUCCCAGUCUCGCUCAGCCGCUCUUUUGGGGGUGGCUCACUAUUAACUUUGACUUCAGCCACGUGCACCUCCAUGGAGGCCUCGCAGGUCCCGGGGGAGAAGAUUAGCAUUCAGGCGGGAGAGACGGCCGGGGAUGGGGACCUGCCGGGGAACGACUGUCUCGAGUGGGACAAGCCCCUCCCGCGCUCCUGGAGGCAGAAGUGCGCGUCCUAUGUGCUGGCCCUGCGGCCCUGGAGCUUCAGUGCCUCACUCACCCCGGUGGCCCUGGGCAGUGCCUUGGCCUAUAGAUCCCAGGGCAUACUGGAUCCCAGGCUGUUGGUGGGUUGUGCCGUGGCAGUUCUGGCUGUACACGGGGCUGGCAAUUUGGUCAACACUUACUAUGACUUUUCUAAGGGCAUUGACCACAAAAAGAGUGAUGACAGGACCCUGGUAGACCGGAUCUUGGAACCCCAGGAUGUUGUCCGGUUUGGAGUCUUCCUCUACACUUUGGGCUGUGUCUGUGCCGCUUGCCUCUACUACUUGUCCCCUCUGAAACUGGAGCAUUUGGCUCUCAUCUACUUUGGAGGCCUGUCUGGCUCUUUUCUCUACACAGGAGGCAUUGGAUUCAAGUACGUGGCUCUGGGGGACCUGGUCAUCCUCAUCACUUUCGGCCCGCUGGCUGUGGUGUUCGCCUACGCCGUUCAAGUGGGGUCGCUGGCGGUCUUCCCGCUGGUCUACGCCAUCCCCCUCGCCCUCAGCACCGAGGCCAUCCUCCACUCCAACAACACCAGGGACAUGGAGUCCGACCGCGCGGCGGGCAUCGUCACCCUGGCCAUCCUCAUCGGCCCCACCCUCUCCUACGUGCUCUACAACACGCUGCUCUUCCUGCCCUACCUGAUCUUCAGCAUCCUGGCCACGCACUGCAGCAUCAGCCUGGCCCUCCCGCUGCUCACCAUCCCCAUGGCCUUUUCCCUUGAGAGACAGUUCCGAAGCCAGACUUUCAACAAACUGCCCCAGAGGACCGCCAAGCUCAACCUCCUGCUGGGGCUCUUCUAUGUCUUUGGCAUCAUUCUGGCGCCAGCGGGCAGUCUGCCCAGACUCUAGGGGACCGAGGAGCUGCUCCGCCACCGCGGGCCCCUGAGAAUGUCCCCUGAGCAGGUAGCGCGUCUCAGGAGAGAAGGCAAUUUGAGGAUGAGGGGCCUAAGGACGGCCUGUGAACUUCCACCUUUUUUAAAUUAUUAAGUUCUUAAAGAUAAUGUUUUUGGUUUUGUUCUGUUUUAUGGUGAAUCUUAACACCACUCUGGUAUCAGCAGGCGAACUGGCUGCUUGGCCCUUGUUUUAUUUACGCUUUCCACUAGAGGGUGCUGUCGGGUCACUUUAAAGUGGACUGGAAGGCCCUAAGACUGGGAAGGAGCCACCUGAGUUGGCCUCCAGUCCUGAAAGGGCGGCAGUAACUGGGCCAAGUGUCCCCCUGUUAUCUUGGUCUUGAAGGAUAUGAUAAUGACUGGUGUCAGGCCGCAGUGAUCUCAAGAGCGCCUGUCUCUGACUCUGAGCGUUUGUGUCCUGAAAUACACUGCCUGAGACAGUCCCUCAUUAACAGCCUAGCGUGGCUCCCGGCUAUUUGCCUAAAUUGUGAUGCGGGGACUUUUGUCCUUCAUCUCUGCUUUCACUUUCCGCCACAGUUCAGGAAGAAUGUCAGAUCACCCUGCAGCAAUACACUCAAACUAGUGACUGGGAAGGAAAAAAACCCACCCCUGGGGCAGCUGAGAAAAUCGCUGUGCUUCGGGGUGGAAGUCGGUCGUUCCCCUUUGUAGAGUCCACUGGGGUCACAGGAGGACUCCCAGCCCUCUCAGCACCGCCUGGACUUGUGCAGACGCUGCCCUCCCUGCCGGCUACAUUCAGCCCACAAGGCCUCUGCGUGCCCCGCCCCCACUGCCCCCCCCCCAGUGCCCCCCAGUGCCUGUUUGUGCGCUUCCCAUCCCUGGACCCUGACCGUUGUGGCAGCAGCUCAGUGUCUGAGUAAGGGACAGCUGCCACUUUGCACGGGGCCACAGGAUGAGCAGACCAGGCCAUCAGCUCCUCCGUGAAGGAAUAAGCCAGUGAAUAGCCAGUCCUGCUCCUGUUCAGACAAACGGUGGGCCCUGCUGGGGAGGGCUUGUGUCUUCCACCGUAAGGGCAGAUGUGCUACACUGGCCCUGUGGCUCCUGGGGGCUUCAGUUGCCCGUGGAAAGGUGGUUUGCACCCAGGAUGGGGGAGUUCCAACACCGAUCAGAGCUGCUUUUCAUUUCAUUGCCUGUGAAGUAUAAUUUCUGGGCUGUGUUUGGUAUAAGACUGAAACACAUUGAGGCAUCGUUAUGUUUUCCUGUAGCUACAAUAGCUGUUCUGACGGCUGUUUCAGGAGCUUGACCUGCAGAAAGUGACAUUCGUUCUUCGUCCUUAAAGUCAGCUAGUUAUGUGAUUUGGCUCCUUGAGUGGGAAUUAGCUUACUUGGACAGAACAUAUCUGCAAAUUGCAGAAGUUCCUGUCGGUGGUCUGUCCGCAGAGUUCUGGAAUCCUCAAGUGGUGGUCGGGGCCCAGUCACGGGGAAACGGCCCUCUCCUCCUGCCUUCCUUCCCAGCACCACUCCUCUUCUCGCCAGGCUUGUGUGUGUUGGUGCUCACUGGGUCCUGCCCUCAGAGACCAGCUUGUCCCACGGGGCUCCCCCUGAGUCGGUACGACCAAGAGCCGUCUGCAGACCAGACCACCUUCGGAAGCACUCCGGUCGGGGUGUCAGCCUCUGCGUUGGGUCCUGGUGCAGAUUUUAACGCAUAUUCUUAUACACAAAUGUUUCUAAAACACCGCACUCGGUGCCAGGUUUUAUACGCAGGUCACCGUAAUUUGUAUCACGUCCCCUGAUUCAAUGACAGUUUUCUUUAGACUUGUUAAUAAAAAACAUUUAUCAGUU